AUGGAGGAGAUCAUGAAGGUGAAGGUCCCUCCAAAAUUCAAGCUACCCACGGUGAAACAAUUCGACGGGACAGUCGACCUAGUGGACCAUCUAGAUGCUUAUCGAGAAUGGAUGGAUAUCUAUGGGGUGUCAGAGGCCGUCAAAUGUCGGGUGUUCUCGACCACAUUAAGCGGGUCAGCCAGAGUGUGGUUUCGACAAUUAAAACGAGGUUCAAUUUCGAGCUUCAAAAGCUUGGCUAAGGCAUUCGUAACCCAGUUUAUAGGGGGACGAAGUCGGAGCCGACCCGUGGCUUAUCUUCUAACUAUUAAACAGAGAGCGACAGAGAGCCUACACGACUAUGUGGCUCGAUUCAACGAGGAAAAGCUACAGGUGGAGGGCCUCACAAACGCUGUAUCUCUAAUGGCCUUCAUGUCCGACAUCAGGGAUGAGCACUUAUCAUUCUCAUUCGGGAAGAAGACACCGAGCACCUUCUCGGAGGCGCUGAGCCGAGCUCAGAAGUACAUGAGCGCGGGUGAGUUCUUUUUCUCAAAGAGGGAGCCAGAAGGAAAACAAUCCGACCAGAAUAGAGAGAGGUCGGGAGAUAAGCCACAAUGGUCGAGAUGGGAGAAAAGAGAUCGGAGUACCAGAAAGAUCCACCCCGAAAAUUUGAAAAAUAUACGCCAACUACCGUUCCACUCGAGCAAGUACAAUGGAGAUCAAAGACCAAAGGUUGUUCAAAUGGCCAGAGAGGAUGAAGACACCUCCGCCUAA
Molecule: messenger RNA, 750 nt
Organism: Momordica charantia (bitter melon)
Lineage: Eukaryota; Viridiplantae; Streptophyta; Magnoliopsida; Cucurbitales; Cucurbitaceae
Source: RefSeq, a predicted model, not a curated record